This is a messenger RNA of Debaryomyces fabryi, 384 nucleotides long. RefSeq names its product RidA family protein. Lineage: Eukaryota; Fungi; Ascomycota; Pichiomycetes; Serinales; Debaryomycetaceae. The record is from RefSeq and is a predicted model, not a curated record. Bases 1 to 384 code for a protein of 127 amino acids. The transcript has a single exon.
AUGGAACGAAAACUUAUCACUUCAGGUUCAGAAUUCGAGGAACAAAUUGCUUAUUCAAGAGCAGUCAUAAUUGGGCAAAUGAUUUUUGUUUCGGGAACCACAGGAUAUGAUUAUAAUACUAUGAAAAUUUCGGACAAUGUGAUAGAUCAAGCAGACCAAGCUAUAAGAAAUAUCGAGAGUGCUUUGGUAGAUGCCGGUUCUUGUUUACAAGAUGUGGUAAAAGUCACAUAUAUAUUACCAGAGGCUGGUGAGUUCGAAAAAUGCUGGCCAGUAUUAAGAAAAUACUUUGGGUUCAUAAGACCAGCAGCUACAAUGAUAUCGGCCAACUUAUUAGAUACGAAUAUGAAGAUUGAAAUCGAGGUAACAGCAUUAAAAUCGCAAUAG